AGAGAGCACAUGAGAGGGGGGAGGAUCAGAGGCAGAAGCAGGCUCCCUGCUCGCGGGGCUCAAUCCCAGGACUCCAGGAUCAUGACCUGAGCCGAAGACAGAUGCUUACCCAACUGAGCCACCCAGGCGCCCUUAACAUAUCUUUUUAAUAGGCUGUAUGCCGAAGCGGAGCUUGAACUCAUGACCCUGAGAUCAAGAGUCCCACGAUGUACUGAGCCAGCCAGGCCCCCCAGCGUCUGUAUUUUUAAAAAUAUAUUAUUUUAAGCCGUCUGUGUCUGGCUUCCUUCAUUUGACCACAUCCUGUGUAUUUCGCUCAGGCCCUUCAUGGCUUAUUUAUGGAGAUACCAAUGGAUGGAUGUGUGGGUUGUUCCAAAUGUUCUGCUCCUGUUAGUGGGCUGUGCGCAUCAUGGGACAUCUCUGUGCGCUUAGCGGGGCCAGCAUUUGAGGGAUAAAUUCCUGGAAGUGGGCUUGCUGAGCUUCCUCCUUUGUUUGCGUCAUGUGUGCUUCCCCCAUCAGGGACACCAGCGGAGCCUGUCUGUCCCCAGCGCCCUCUUCUCCACUUGUCUUGGGUACGUUCUUCCAGCCCCCCGGGGCCCCCAGUGGGGUACCAGUCCCUGCCAACCGCUACUGAUUCCUGUGACGUGCAAAACGUUACGGAGCGGUGCAUGAACACAGUUCCCAGGGCAGGGGGGACACGACGCCGCCCGGGCCGCGCCCUUGCCUUCCGCCGGACCGCCCUCUCCCACCUGCAGAUGGGGACCAAGGAGUUCCUCCGCUCUGCGACUGCUGGGAGCGAGUGACACGGGCGAGGCGAGAGGUGUUGUAACCGGCCGGUCUCGUGCUGUUGCCCGUGACCUCGUUCCGCCGCUCCUUCCGUUCACUUAAUUAGACGAUGACGAAUACAUGGCCUUCCCGCCGGCGGAGAGAGCGGGCGGAGCCGCGCACCACCGCCCGACAACGGCGCACGGGGCCUCACGAGGUGCGGGCGCCCCGGGCUGCGCGGCCGCCGGCAGCGCGGACCCCAGAACCGCAUCUGCAGCGGCCGGGGACACGCGGCGCGGUCGCCCCGCCAGGUCUUCCCCUGAGCCUCUCCUCGCGUCAGACGAGCUCCGCGGGGGCAGCGGGGACGCCGGCCAGGAAAGGGGCACCGCCGCCUCGGGUGACCCCGCACCGGGCGUGGCCUCUGUCCACCGUUGACCCCGCGCGCCACUUCCGACCUGCGAUCAAACAAGGAAGCCCAGACGCGCCUGCGCCCCGCGGCGCCUAGUUCGGAGGGCCCGAGCGCGAGCGCGCGCGCACGCACGCACGCACGCACGCACGCACGCCAUUCGGCCGCGCGCUCCCCUCCGCCGGGCGGGGCCGGCGCGCGGAACUCCACUUCCCGGCGUGCACCGCGGCGACGCCGACAGCGCGAAGGAGCAAGGCCGCCGUGCGCCGGGACCGCACGCAGGCACGCACGCAGGCACGCACUCCGGCGGGCGCACCCCUGGCCCCGCCCCCGGAGGCCCCGUGCGGGAGCGCGCCCGGGCGUGCGCAGGGCGGCGGCGCGGGCGCGGGGGCGCGCGGUGACCGUUGGCGCUGAGGGGAGGAGGCUGCGCGGCCGCCGCCGUUGCGCAGAUCCGGGCCGCGGCUGUGGGGAGGGCGCCGGGGCCGGUGACCUUCCGGAGGCGGGAGCGAGCCAGGGGGCCCGGGACGCCGAGCGCCGCCGCCAUGAACAACUCGGGCGCCGACGAGAUCGGGUGAGGACGCGCCGGCCUGCGCCGCCGCCGCCCAGACGCCGCCCCGGCCCCCGUCAAGGAAGCUCUUCGUGGGCGGUCUUGACUGGAGCACCACUCAAGAGACUCUACGCAGCUACUUUUCCCAAUAUGGAGAAGUUGUAGACUGUGUGAUCAUGAAAGAUAAAACCACCAACCAGUCUCGAGGCUUUGGGUUUGUCAAAUUUAAAGACCCAAACUGUGUGGGGACGGUGCUGGCCAGCAGACCACACACACUAGACGGCCGAAACAUCGACCCAAAGCCAUGCACUCCCCGAGGGAUGCAGCCGGAGAGGACACGGCCCAAGGAAGGAUGGCAGAAAGGACCCAGGAGCGAUAACAGUAAAUCAAAUAAGAUAUUUGUCGGUGGGAUUCCUCACAAUUGUGGUGAGACAGAGCUCAGGGAAUACUUCAAGAAAUUCGGAGUGGUCACAGAAGUGGUUAUGAUCUACGACGCAGAGAAGCAGAGACCUCGAGAUUUCUCUUCUCCAGGUGCUAAAUUAUAUCACACAGGUUUUGGAUUUAUUACUUUCGAGGACGAACAAUCAGUGGACCAGGCUGUCAACAUGCAUUUUCACGACAUCAUGGGCAAAAAAGUGGAAGUUAAACGGGCUGAGCCACGGGACAGCAAAAGCCAAGCGCCGGGACAGCCAGGUGCCAGCCAGUGGGGCAGCCGGGUCGUGCCCAAUGCCGCCAAUGGCUGGGCAGGCCAGCCCCCACCCACAUGGCAGCAAGGAUACGGCCCGCAAGGAAUGUGGGUUCCAGCAGGACAGGCAAUUGGUGGCUAUGGACCGCCGCCUGCAGGGAGAGGAGCUCCCCCACCGCCCCCACCAUUCACCUCUUACAUCGUGUCCACCCCUCCUGGAGGGUUCCCCCCUCCUCAGGGCUUCCCACAGGGCUACGGUGCCCCCCCACAGUUCAGUUUUGGCUAUGGGCCUCCGCCUCCACCACCGGAUCAGUUUGCCCCACCGGGGGUCCCUCCUCCACCUGCUACUCCGGGGGCAGCACCUCUGGCUUUCCCUCCGCCCCCGUCUCAGGCCGCCCCGGACAUGAGCAAGCCUCCAACGGCCCAGCCGGACUUCCCCUAUAGUCAGUACGGUUACGGACAGGACUUGGCUGGCUUCGGACAGGGCUUCUCAGACCCCAGCCAGCAGCCCCCCUCCUACGGGGGCCCCUCGGUGCCAGGCUCGGGGGGCCCCCCCGCCGGCGGCAGUGGCUUUGGACGAGGUCAGAACCACAACGUGCAGGGAUUCCACCCCUACCGACGCUAGCCGGACGGUGCCCUGCGGACGCCGGGGUGGCUGAGACCCAGGAUUUAGAACUUGUGAACUCGUGACAAUCACAAACUUGGCAGAAAAAUAGCGACUCGACGGUGGGGGGCGGGGGGCGAGAGGCUUUUGGAGGCGGCUGUGGGUGUCUGGACUGAAGUUUUUAAAUAUAUUUCUUUCUCUAACCCAUCAGCACAAUAAAAAAAAGUCACUGGUUCAACAACAGGGUUUAAAAAAAAAUGUCUUCAGCUUUAAUUCAAAACUUCAGGUUUCUUUUUCUUCCUUUUUUUGAAAUUAUUUUCCUGAGCCUUUUGUUUUACCGUAUAUUGUAAACUUUUAUGUUAAAGAAGAAAAAUAUACAUUUACAAAUUGUGAGAUUUUUAAGAGAAAUUUUCUACGAUGUAUACUGGCUUAUUUUUUAAUUUAAAGCAGGGUUUCCGUGGGCACUGGUGGCAGCGAGGGGCGUGUUCAGUGCCUCACUCCCGGCUUCGAGGGUUGGGGCUCGUCGGCCCAGAAGCUCUGGGAGCUUACAGAAGAAGUCUACUGAGCGUGUUUUGUUUUUUGUUUGUUCCUUGCUUUUGUCGACUGACCUGCCCGGCGCCGUCUGCAGGUGCGCUGUGGGGGCCACGCCCGCCCAGCCUCUGCCGGCGCCGCCCCGCGUCCGCCCCAGCAGCAGGGACAAGGAGGCCUUGUCAGCCGCUCUCCCGCGCACGUGGUUUCAGGGCGUCCCCACUGACCAGUUUGACCCUGGUUUGAAUAAAGAGAAGUGCGUUUGGAUUAGAAACCCA
Messenger RNA from Mirounga angustirostris (Northern elephant seal), 3810 nucleotides. It is a transcript of the gene DAZAP1, whose product is annotated as DAZ associated protein 1. Gene Ontology annotation, biological process: central nervous system development; regulation of translation. The record is from RefSeq and is a predicted model, not a curated record. The transcript has 13 exons. Gene Ontology annotation, cellular component: cytoplasm. The coding region runs from base 1892 to 3025 and encodes 377 amino acids. NCBI's taxonomy places the organism in Eukaryota, Metazoa, Chordata, Mammalia, Carnivora, Phocidae. Gene Ontology annotation, molecular function: mRNA binding.